AUUCCGAUAUAAAUCUGACGAGAGUAAUCACUUCCGUGUUGUUGACAGUGCGUCAUAUGUUUUGUGCAACAGUUUUGUGAUAGUUAGUCAGAACUUACAUCGGAUGAUAUAGAACAUCUGAGGAUUCAGUCCAAAGGUAACACGGGUAGAUUUGAAGAUUCAACAUGGCAUGUGCCCCAGUCCCAAGAGAACAAGGAGCAAGGCCACGCCCCCCUCGGCCACCUCCACCCAAUUUAACUUCAGCCGAGAGAAGUACAUUUUCUCAUUUCAAGAAGCUUUUUAGUAAAGCUCACCAGCAUGUGGAUGAAGCCCUGUCCCUGGAUGAGGGAGGGAGAGACUUGGAUGCCAAGGAGGAGUAUCUACAGGCGCUGCACCUCAUUGACCAAGCAAUGGCUAUGGAUUGUGAAAACCUUAAUUUUACAGCUGAUGAUACAAAUGCAGCCAAACUAAUGCAGCAAAAAAUGACAAAAACCAAACUUCAAAUUGAGUACAGAAUACAGUCCAUAGAGAGUGAAGAAGCUGCUGCUCGGGCCUAUCCGGAUGUGGAGGAACGAACCAGGCAGGACUCUCCCCCUUCAUACAACGAGGCCAUGUCCGCCGGUGUGUCCAGUCCCGUCAUGGCCCCUGGGGACGCCAUGAUGAUGAGUUUGGGGGACAGUAUCAUGAAUGAUGAGAGACAGAAUGGGGAUCUCACACAACAUGCAGAUGCAGUCAGAACAUUUGAGAUCGCAGAUGGCGUGCAGAUAUUUUUCAUAACACCUCAAGGUUACGUGAGCGCUCCAUCGUAUCCCAGUUCCUUGUCGGUGUUUAAGUUCAGGGAUGAGCAGAGCGGAAGUACCCAGAGGCCACCGACGUUUAUGCAGGUGAAUGACUGGGUGUAUCCACUGAUUCCGGGGACGUCGCCGUCACUGAGGACCACGUACGGGGCCUACAUGUUCCCCGACACAUCGUCUGAUGUCCCAGGAGCUGCAGUGGGGUUGAUGUUGCCAGACACAAUGGAUGCUGAGGAGAGACAGAAGUUUGAACACCUUCUCCGAUCAUUGACAGUGAUGGAGGACCAAGUUGUCAUUUCCCCAGAGGGAAUUCCUUCAGAGCCAGCACCAGCCUACCCUCAAGUACCUCACGCUGAGCCAGCACCUGCCUACCCUCACAUGUCCCGUGUGGAACCAGCGCCUGUCACCUACCCACAGCUCCCAAGCGCACCAAUGGAGCAGGUUCCAAGUGCACCAGUUGAGCAGAGGGAGGGAGCUCCUCAGUCUGGCGAAGGUGAAGGUCACAGGGAGGGUGUGCAGUCAGACACAACCUCCGGGAAAAUCUCAAAGGGAAUUCUUGUAGCGGCUGACUGGAUCACGUGGGGCGUCGGCAAGGGGGCACAGAAGGCGGGGCAGCUGAUCAGGUACGGGUCCGGCAAACUACAGCAGCAACUACGGCCAGAAGACAAACCACGCCCCAUCGACCCUAAAGUACAGAAGGGAGCCAAAUAUGCAAGACAGGCCACAGAUGUGGCAGUCAAAGUCAGCUCCUUUGUAGUGGGCAAGUUAGCUGAUGCUACUGCAGCACUGGGGAGACAGGUGGCGCCCCACAUCCGUAAACAAGGGGAGAAGAUACUGCCGCAGGUGUUUAAACCUUCAAAAGAUGGACACUCCAAAUUUGAUGGAGUGCUGGAGGUGGCAGCUAGUGGACUUAAAGGGUUUGGGACCGUCUACAUGGGGCUGGAGACUUCAGCGAAGGCCCUGGCGAAGAGUCUGGCAAAUGAAACAGUUGGCAUCGUCAACCACAAGUAUGGCGAUGAAGCGGGGAAAUUCACUGAAAACACUCUCUAUUCUGUGGGAAACGUUGCCAUGACAGCCUACAACGCAGACAACCUCGGCAUCAAGGCUAUCACGAAGCGUGCAGCAAAGGAUGCUGGGAAGGCCGUGUUACACGACAUGCAGGAUGAGCGGGCAAAGAAGCAACAGACUGACAGAUGUGAUCUGAACGGGGAGAAACAUCCCUGUCCCUCACACGAAAAACCCCCACAGUGAAACAUGGUGUAUGACAGGUUCACUGAAACUGUAAUUUAUGUUUGAAAGGGUUCCAACAAUACAGAGAACUCUGGCUAAACCGGCAUCACAAGGAAAUAACGGUUUCGACAGAGUGACAUUUUUUGCAGAGAAUGCUGAUAAGAGACAAGACAACAUUUUUUCAUGUCGUCAUAUGUACAUGUACUUUAUUCACAGAUCAUGUAACAAUAAAUCUCAUUGUAAAGCGGGCACUCAGUUUGAAAUUGGUUAACUCAGUUGCUGUUGAUCGCCUACUCUUAGUUGAUUAAGCUUUUGUUUAUGGCUUACAGUUUAGUGAUUGUUCAUUGCAAAUUACGGAGGGGCGUUUUCAAUGGUAUUGGCUAUUGGGACUGUGUCACAACCCAUUAUAGACAAAGACCGGACUUUAUUGAUAUUAUUAAAUAGAGAAUCUCACCCGAGUGUCUUUUGAUAUCAAAUAUAUCAACACGAGUUGAUGAAAGUGGAAAAAUUCUGAGGCUUGCCGAGGAUUUUUGCCACUUUUAUCAACGAGUGUUGAUAUAUUUGAUAUCUAAAGACACUCGGGUGAGAUUUUAUUUAUCAUCCAACAUCAUUCUUCCAACUUUUACAAUUUGUAGACAGUAAUUAGCAGUGACUUCAGUGUAAAAAGUACUGCUAACAGUUUCGGUAGCAGAGCCAUUAGUGAUGUCAUUUGAUUGUGACGUCAUGGUAACCAGUGACGUAACAAUGGUCUGCAAAGCAUUGUGAUGUAAUUUCAUUGCAGCGAUAUCUACAGUGUAGAUAUCGCUUAAUCUCAUCCUAGCGAUAUCUCCUGUGGGAGCCAGUUUUGGAUGAUAAAUGACAUUAUCAAUACACUCUGCCAAGACUAAAAUAUAAUGCCAGUUCGUACAGUGCCAGAUUAGACAAAAGCCGGUUUUGACAGAGUCCACUGUACUGUAUUUGUAUUUGAAAGGGUUUCAACAAUACUCUCUGUUGAGGUGAGUAUUACAGCUGGGUAUUUAUGUACUAGUCAUUUGGGCUACUGACUACUUUGACACUGCAAGAUAUUAGGAUAUUUAAAAGCCUUUCUAAUACCAUAAGUAUAUAGACAUUUUACUGUGAAAUGCUUGACUAUCAUCUUGAAAUGUAUUUUAAAAUGUUGAAAUACAAUGUUCACUGGUAAGGCAUACUAGACUUGCAUGACUUGUUACUUCAGGUACUACAUGUAGUCUUCUAUUAUAGGGGGCGCUGCCGCAAGUGGCAAUCAUCUUUUUGUGUUAUGUGUUGAUUCUUCUUCAAUCUCAUUAAAAUCAGAUCUAAGUUCUCGCUGCUGCUAAACAAAGAUCUGAGGACAUUCCAUUACAGUACAUGUCAAAACGACCUUUCGAGAACUUUGACCGACCACUGAAAUGACUAAGAAGAGGUCGACAUCAGCCAAUUAGAAAGCAGCUUUCUCAAGCUUGACGGUACUCAUUUCAAGCUGGCGACUUCCAUUUCAGACUACCCUUGAAAAAAUAUGUUGACACAGUUCUCGAUUAAAAUUUUGAAAACUGAACAAACGAACAAUCUGGAAUGCCUAAUAUAUUGUUGAGAUUGUAUGACAGUGCUUCCCACAUACUUUGCAACGCUUCCUCUGUCAAAUGUUUAUCCCAUGGAAGCGAAAGAUAGUCUAUAAUUUUGACAGAAUCGGUCGUAGGGUCUGUAACUGUUGUUCGGAAUACACUGUGUUAACGUUUUCAAGAUUGCAUGAUUAGAAAACACAUUCUGACUGUCGUUUUCAUGAUCUGGUAAGCGACGCUUUGAUUGGUCGGAUGAAAGGUCGUUCUGACGUGACCCGUAAUGGGAUGUCCUCAGAUCUUUGUUUAGCGAUAGCAAGAACUGAGAUCUGAUUUUAAUGAGAUGGGCCUUGAGUCAAAGGUGAAAUGUUUCAUUCGCAAGAACUGAUCACUUUAUACAUGGAUAUGCUGCUAGUCACGGGAUAUGUAAUUUUCUGUGAUCAAAGACUCAUGAAUGUUCUUUAUCAUGAUGAAAAGAAACAACUGCAAGUACAAAGGGGAAGGUGAAGCCACGCCCUUUGUACUUGCAGCUAUACUUUUAAAUCCAAUAUUGUUCUGUCCCUUCUUUGUACCUCAUAGUAUAGCAACCAAUGGACAAAUUGACUUUGAGUUCAUAUACUAUUUAUAAAAGUUGUUGAUUUUAAGAUAUAUGUCUUUGUUAGGAAUUUGUACAAGGUGUAGAACAAAUGUGAGUGAGUGACUAUUGUUGAACUUCAGUCAGAAAUAUUUAAUCUGCAUGAUGGCAGCCGUGACCAGGUAAAUCAGUGGGUAAGAGCAUGAGCACCCAACCUGAAGUCACCGAACCUGGCAUGGCAUACUUUUGAUAGUUCUUCUCCGGGAUCCAACCGGGAUCAGUAAAUGCAAGAUUGAAUUGGAGAGCAAUUGGAGUUAAAAUGAAUAAGAUCAAAGAUUGUACAUUUUGAGUUACAUCAAAAUGUGACAAUUAUCUACAAAUAAAAUAAUUAUGUAAUCAAUCAAAACCUGUGUAUGUUGUCCUAAUGGACGCACUUGUUUUUUUCUUUCUGUGGGUCACAUCACCUAGAUCAAAGUUUGUCUGUAGGAAGUGGAGUAUUUCAAUUACAUCAAGACAUGUAAUAAUCAACUAUUUUGGAGAAUAACUGUUUUAUCUCCUCACAAGUUGUAUUCAUCUCCUGAGGUAAUGGAAAGAAACUUCCUCCUGAAAUGGCAUGUGACAUAUGUGUUAAAUUGAUUUGUUUAUUUCAUGCUUAUUACAUGUUACCUCAUUUUGUUAUGUUGAAAUGAAAAUAAAACUCCUAACAGC
Haliotis rufescens (red abalone) is the source of this 4838-nucleotide messenger RNA. RefSeq names its product spartin-like. The coding region runs from base 165 to 2024 and encodes 619 amino acids. The transcript has 7 exons. The record is from RefSeq and is a predicted model, not a curated record. Gene Ontology annotation, biological process: negative regulation of BMP signaling pathway; cell division. Gene Ontology annotation, cellular component: plasma membrane. NCBI's taxonomy places the organism in Eukaryota, Metazoa, Mollusca, Gastropoda, Lepetellida, Haliotidae.